Messenger RNA from Heterocephalus glaber (naked mole-rat), 2226 nucleotides. RefSeq lists its product as uncharacterized. The record is from RefSeq and is a predicted model, not a curated record. NCBI's taxonomy places the organism in Eukaryota, Metazoa, Chordata, Mammalia, Rodentia, Bathyergidae. Gene Ontology annotation, cellular component: keratin filament.
AGGGAGAUGGAUCUUUUGCUAAAAGGAAAGGGAGGAAGAUAUGGAGGGGGGAGAGAGAGGUAUGCAGAAUAAUUAAAACGUGUCAUGUACAUGUACCAACUCCCCACAAGGAAGGCAAUCAUUACAUUCGUCAGAUAUGUAGCAAUAAAAAUAAACACUACUAAAGGAAAUGAGUUUCCUGAGGCUCUUUUCCGGUUGAGCCUGGGAUGCACAGGGCACCCUUGGGAUGAAGGCAUAUUCUGCUGUGCUCGGAAUGGGUGCCAUCACAGGUCCUGCUGCUCAGGCCUUCUGCAUCCUUGUUGGUCCAGUUGAUCCAUCAAUGUUGUGAAUAAGGUAUUAAAAUAUGCAAUUAAAAAAUUUAAAACCACACAGAGAGACAUAUAGGUGCACACACACACGUGUCACAUGUGUUCAUUGAUACCCAGAGCAUGGGUGGGUGGAUAGAUGACAGGUAUUCACAGAGAGAUGAGAGAGGUGGAGGUGGUGAUAGGUAGGUGGCAGGUAGAUGGCAGAAAGACGAUAAACGCCAGGCGGAGAGGUCACAUACAUACACGAUACGUGGACAGAGGCAGAUGAAGGCACGCAGCUGACAGGCUGAUAGAUGAGGACAAGUAGAUGGUAGUGGGAGCUGAUCGAUGGCAAACAGAUGACAGAUGUAGACCUAGGUGACAGUGGGGUACAUGGAUGGACGGACAGAUGGACAGACAGGACGGACAGACAGUGGACACAGUCCACUCUCCCCAUGUGUGGAUUCUGCGCCUGUGGCACAGUCCUGCUGCCCCAAGCACAAGGACAGGGGACAGAGGGCGAGGUGCUGAGGGGAGGAGAAGCCGGGCAGAACCUGGGCAGGGCUCCGAGUGUGGUCACAGACUCUGCAUAGCCAUGUGGCCUCAGACUCUGGAUUCUCCUCACCAGGUGACAAAUGUCUUGUGAUCCGGGUCAGGGUGGGGGUGUUGGGUGAAGGGUCAGGGCCAAGGACAACACUUCCCCAGAGCUGACUUCCUGCAGAGGGAGCAAAGGUCUUGGGGCUGUUUGGCCAGUGGUGGACAAUGUUCCAGAGCCUCGUGGACAAGGGAGGCACAUCGCACCACGUGACACCCCAGCCCUCCCCACUCCCAGACCUGGAUGAGCCCUGGCCAGCCCCAUGCCUGCUCAUGGACAGUCGCAGAGGAGAUUAAUGAGCCGGAUGCACUGAAAACAAACAUCCCCGAUGACAGCAGGAGCUGGGUCACCAACAAGGAAGGGCAGGCUGGGACACAGGGCCAGGGAUGGAGAUAAAAGCCCAGAGCCCAGCGCCUCACACAUUCACACUCACUCACACUCACUCACACUCACACACUCACCUCCCCAGCCCAGCCCCGCCAUGGCCGCCUCCACCAUGUCCAUCUGCUCCAGCGCUUGCACCGAGCCCUGGCAGGUGGACGACUGCCCAGAGAGCUGCUGUGAGCCCCCCUGCUGUGCCCCCAGCUGCUGCCAGCCCAGCUGCUGCACCCCGGGCCCCUGCCUGAGCCUCAUCUGCACCCCAGUGAGCUGCGAGUCCAGCCCUGCUUGCUGCUCCUCCUCCUGCCAGCCGUCCUGCUGUGAGUCUCUCUGCUGCAAGCCUGUCUGCUGCACACCUGUCUGCUGCACACCUGUCUGCUGCACCCCCGUCUGCACUGGAUCCUCCUCUUCCUGUUGCCAGCAAUCUGGCUGCCAGCCGGCUUGCUGCUCAUCCUGCCAGCCAUCCUGCUGUGAGUCCAUUUGCUGCACACCCAUCUGUUGCAAGCCUGUCUGCUGCACCCCCAUCUGCUCCGGGGCCUCCUCCUCCUGCUGCCAGCAGUCUGGCUGCCAGCCAGCUUGCUGCUCCUGCUCCCCCUGCCAGCCGUCCUGCUGCGUGCCCUUCUGCUGCAAGCCCGUCUGCUGCACGCCCUCCUCCUCCAUGUCCCUGCUCUGCCGCCCCGUGUGCAGACCCGCCUGCUGUGUGCCCACCUCCUCCUGCUGCACCUCCUCCUGCCAGCCCAGCUGCUGCAAGCCCUCCUCCUCCCUGUCCCUGCUCUGCUGCCCCGCCUGCCCCCGCCAGGCCUGCUGUGCCCCCUCCCUGGGCCAGAAGUCCUGCUGCUGAUUGGCCUUGUCACCCAGGGCUUGGUGGCUCCCGGACGGCUCCCAGGUCCUCUGAGGUGAAGCCUCACAAACCCUGCUCUGCAUCCUGGCUGGGCAGUGGUCACUGAGUCCUCCCCACAGAGCAAC